CAAACUCAUCAACACUUUUCUUUAAUAAUUAUUAAUUUUCUCUGAUAAUAAUUUAAAUCAUUUUUAAAAAAACAAAGUGGAGAUAUCUUCAAGCUUGUCAAUUGAAUUAAUUAAGAAAUACUAGACUCUUUCCAUCAUCCACUAUAUAUUUAAAAACAAACCUGAAAACCAUAUGCAUUAAAAUAUUUACAAAUUAGAUAUUUCAAUAGUUUACCACCCUUAAACAAAAUAAAUAUAAAAUGAGUAGCUCAACAGGAAAAAACAACACCACCGCCGCCUCCGCCACCACCACCACAGAGAAGGCAUUCGCCGGCAUCGGCAACCUCAUAAGGCUCCUCCCCACCGGCACCGUCUUUGCAUUCGAGUUCCUCAACCCGAUCCUUACAGACAACGGCACCUGCUCCGCCGCCGCCCACAAGUGGUUCUCCGGCAUCCUCAUAGCCCUCUGCAGCCUCUCCUGCGCCUUCUCCUGCUUCACCGACAGCUACACCGACGACGAGGGCCGGACCCGGUACGGCAUUGCCACCGCGAAGGGGCUGUGGCCGCCCCCGGACGCCGCCGGCGACACGGCGGCGCACCGGCUCCGGCCGGCGGACUUCGUCCAUGCGGUGGUCACGAUGGCGGUCUUUGCGGUGCUGGUGCUCCUCGACCGGAACACGGUGAUGUGUUAUUUCCCGGAGUGCGAGACGACCCAGAAGAAGCUGCUCAUGGUGCUGCCGCCGGUGGUCGGCGCCGUCGCCGGCUCUGUGUUUGUGAUGUUUCCUCAGAAACGCCAUGGCAUAGGGUACCUUCAGAACUUUGGUGACAACAAAGCUGAAUAAGUUUUAAUUUGUUUUCUUUAAAAAAAAUAAAGAUUUAAUUCGUUAAUUACUCAUGAAAAAUACUCAUAGUAAAUAAAACAGAGUAAAUACAUUCAAAAAUUAUAUACUGCCGUAAUACUGAGUAGAAAAUAACUACCUGAUCGGUAU
Messenger RNA from Cuscuta campestris, 968 nucleotides. NCBI's taxonomy places the organism in Eukaryota, Viridiplantae, Streptophyta, Magnoliopsida, Solanales, Convolvulaceae. The record is from the annotation of a GenBank genome assembly.